AUGGGUAACAAGUCAACCACUAAUAAAUAACCUGAAAAAAAUAAUGAAAAAGUGAAUAGUAAUAAUGAUUUGAAAAAAUCAGAUGAAAAAUCAUAUAAAUUAAAAAAAAUAGACGAAGAUAAAUGUGUUGUUAGGAUGUAAACAGGAUAAAAUGGAAUGGGAUUUGAAGACUUUGUUUAAGAACAAGAAAAUUAUUAACAAUUUUCUAAUAUUAUAGCUAAUGCUGUCAAAGUUAAGAAUGAAUGA
Messenger RNA from Paramecium primaurelia, 246 nucleotides. Lineage: Eukaryota; Ciliophora; Oligohymenophorea; Peniculida; Parameciidae. The record is from the annotation of a GenBank genome assembly.